Molecule: messenger RNA, 2826 nt
Organism: Xiphophorus hellerii (green swordtail)
Lineage: Eukaryota; Metazoa; Chordata; Actinopteri; Cyprinodontiformes; Poeciliidae
Gene: ocstamp
Product: osteoclast stimulatory transmembrane protein
Exons: 3
Coding region: 216-1703 (495 amino acids)
Cellular component (GO): membrane
Source: RefSeq, a predicted model, not a curated record
UAUGCAUGUCUUUGCAUUUGUCCCAACCUCAUUUCUGGUUUGUGGAUCAGUUUGAUUUAAAAUGACCUUUAAGAAGUUAAAAGUAAUCAAACUCAUGGUCAGUUUUUGGCGUCAUCACAUGUUUAAAUCAUCAUAAAACUUGUGUCACAACCCGUGUUUGUCACCGCCGGUCUUUAAUUCACAGAAAAUGCUCAUUUGUUUCCUCCUGAGAAAUCAUGCGACCUACAAACACCAACAUGACGCUGACUGUUCAGCUCAGUUCCCCUUUUUUAACCUUCGAGGUUCAGCAACGCUUCCCAAAGCGGCAUUAUCCUGUUCUGUUUGAAAGGUCGAUCAUGGAGCAUGCUGCUUUACCUCUCAGGAACAAAUCAGGACCUCGCAUACAGGCUCUGAAGUCUCUGCUGGUUUACCUCUGGGAUGUUUACUCCAAACCUGCUCCGUCAGGCAGAGAAAUCCUUUCUCUGCUGUCUAUCUGCUCCACCUUCGCCGUCUUUACCGGUGGACUGCUGCACCACUGGCUGUCACAGACUCUAAAAUACGACCAUGUUGCUUCGGUCCAGACCACCUGCUUCUACAGCGUAACCAUGCUGCUGGUCUCCUUCCUGUUCCACCCCCUCCGCUGCGUUCUCACCAUGAUCCUGCCCACUGUGUGCACCAAACAGGGACGCAAACUCCUCAUCUCGGCCUCCAUCAUGAUUCUGGUGCUGAAUGUCAUCCCUAACAUCACGGUCAACGUAAGAGCGGUCGCGGGGAUCCUGAAGUGCACGGCUGAGGGCUUCACAAGGACCCUGCUGAACUCGUCUGAACCCUUCAACGAAGCAAAGCGAGACCUGGUUGAGGAAGCCAUCAGAGUACAGAGGGAGGACUUGAGCAUCGUCACCAAGUUAAGGAAGUUGGACCAUUUCACACAUGUUGACGUGUCAGAAGUCAGAAGCACGUUUUCUAAAGUGAUUGAUCAGAUAGAGGUCAACUUCUCACAUGCAAAGAACCUGCUGAUAGAAUACAAGCUGCUGUCAAACCGGAUCCUCGCAGCUGUUUUUGUUGCAUUACUGAUUAUUGAAUCUGCACGAUAUUUAAAAUCCUACCUGACCUCUGUUCAGUUUGAUAACCGCUUCAUCUCUGCGUCUUCUGAAGGGGAUGAACAGCGGCCUAAAGAUAAAAUCAGGGUCGCAGUUUGCAAAAUAACAAGUCAGGAAUGUACCUCUUCCUUCAUAUCUCUGGUCAUUGUGACGUUAUACUUUAUUGCAAUAACUCUAAUUGUAGUUUUAGAUCACAUUGUGUAUCACAUAAUCCAGAUUAUCGUGCCCUGGGUGAUGGAUUUCCCACCAACAACUGCUGCUAUAACUGUCAGUUAUAAGGUUAACUGGUUUCCUCCUGCCCUCUGCAUUAUCCCUCAGUCAUGUGUCCCACAGGAGCUGCUAAACUUCCACAAGGACUACAAGUGGACCUUCGACCCCGAACCGUCUCUCUGUGAUGUGACAACGUCAGCUCCGAAGCUGGGCGUCGCUCUCCUGCUGGGAUGUCUGUGGCUCAUGAGCUACCUCAUGGUGUUUCUCGAAGUUUACGCCAGGCGGCUUCGCAGAAAAAUCUGCGUCUCGUUUUUUAGAGAGCAGGAAGAAAGAAGGAGAGUGUAUUUGACAAAGAAAUUAGAGGAAAAACAGAAGACGAGGAAGGAAAGGAAAGCUAAAGCUAUUAAUGUUUGAAUUUAUUUUUAGAAGGUUUUGUUGGCUCCAGUGGCCUCCAUCUGAAAGUAGUUAGACAGGAAAGAGGGUAACGACACAUGUGGCAAAUGUCACCAGGCUGGGAAUCGAACCCACGACCACCGCCACGAGGACCUCGGCCUCAAAACAUGGUUCGCACUCCGUCCCUGCUAAUUCAAAAUAAUGUUUGAAUUAGAAACAUUAUUUCUAAUUCAAACAUUAGAAAUAAUGUUUGAAUUUCUAAGUGAAAUCUAUCUAAUUAUGAUAUAUUUCUAUUUUAGACCAACAUAAUUGUGUUUUUUUAUGUCUAUUUUAUUUUUUGUUUAACUUAUAAGAUGGAAGAAAGUAACAUUAUUUAACCCCAAAUACAAAUUAGGUUUAAUAGAAAAAUUUACAAACUAGCAUCUGCUUGGAACAAUACAUUAAACAAGGAACAAUUUAAAUAGCUCAACACAACUCUUAUUAGCUUCUCAAAAUUUACCACAAAAUUUCUGUUUUAAUGACCACUGUGACUUAAAAGUUAUUUUGUUUCCUUAUAACAAGCAUCUGUACUUAGUCAUAUUUUCACUGUUAUUCAUUCAUUUAUGAAUAUCACAGUUUCAAACAAAACAUUUAAGUAGGAAGGUAAAUAUUCAGUCGACCUAUUAAGUAUUUAAAUUUAGAUAGCAAGCUAAAUAUCUAGCUUUAAAGCAGCUCAGAGCUAACUAAAUAUUUACCUAGCUCAGGGCUAAUUUUUUUGUUUGGGGCUAAAUAUUGAGUUAGCAAACUUUAAGCUAGAUCAGAGCUAAAUAUUGAUGUUAUACAUUCAAUAUUGAGCUGCUUCAUGUUCACUCAACCUAAAUAUGUAACUCUAAACUCAAUAUUUAGUUUGUAAACUAAAUUAGGGUAUUUAUUUUUUCACCCUCCAGAUGUGCAGUUCUUGGAAAAGCAUUGAUGGUCAGAAGCAAAUUAAUGUUUAGCUUGUCCAGUAGUGAAACUGAAACUCCAGUGGCUCCUGUUUACAAGUUUUGGUUUUUAAGUUCACAGUGUUUGGUGAAGAAAUUUCUUACUUUAGCCAUAUUUCUAAAAUGCAAUGAAGUAUUUGAUGUGUUUUAACUAAAGCAUUAAAAAAAAUUUUUAACUUUUA